Molecule: messenger RNA, 1122 nt
Organism: Adineta steineri
Lineage: Eukaryota; Metazoa; Rotifera; Eurotatoria; Adinetida; Adinetidae
Source: the annotation of a GenBank genome assembly
AUGGCGUUACGUCCGGAAUUUCAUUUCUCAUCUGUUCUUGAACAUAGUGCAUUAAAUAAUAAUUUUGAAUGUUUUCAAGGAAAUCCAUUAAAUCGUCUUAAUCUUCAUCGAAAAUCAAUAAAAGAUGUUGCUCAACAUACUCAAUCAAGAUUUUUAUCAUAUCGACAACUUAAAGUACUUUUUGAUCAAGAAAAAAAACAACCGACUUGGUUAACCUAUGAAUUUUUAUUUGAAAAUAAUAAAAAUACUAAUAAUGAAAUAAAAUUAACUCUUGAUCAAUGUGAAAUUGUUCUACUUGGCAUCGGUUCUCGAUUUAUUGCUGAUCGACCAUCAUCAAUUACUAAUACUGAAUCAACAAAAAUCGAUAAUAAACUUCUCAAUAAAUAUUUAUUAGCUUCUGAACCAACUCCAGAUGAAUAUAUCUAUUUUGCGUUGUCAAUUCCAACACAAUUUGCAGAUAAUCUACCUGGUACUUAUAUGGAUCUUCGAUCAUUAUUACCUCAAUUAUCUGUCAUUGAUGCAGCUAUAUGUGGACAGGGACGUGCUUUACUCGAUUGGCAUGCAUCCUAUCAAUAUUGUGGUAAAUGUGGUUCAACAACAAAUUCAUUGGAAGGAGGUACACGUCGUAAAUGUACGAAAUGUAAUAAUACAAUUUAUCCUCGAACAGAUCCAGUAGCAAUAACAUUAGUUAUUCAUUCUGAUAAAGAACAUGUUUUACUUGGACGUAAAGCUACAUUUCCUCCUUUUAUGUUUACAUGUUUAGCUGGUUUUAUUGAACCAGGUGAAUCAAUACCUGAAGCAUGUUCACGUGAAGUUUGGGAAGAAAGUGGUGUUAUUGUUGAUACAAAUUUAACACGUUAUUUUGAUUCUCAACCAUGGCCAUUUUUAGGUGGACAAUUAAUGAUUGGAUGUUUUACAUCAGCUAUUGAUGAAACAAUAACAUUACAUGAUUCUGAAUUAGAAGAUUGUCGUUGGUUUUCUCGAGAUGAAGUUGGAGAAAUGAUACAACGAAGUCGUGAUGUUAAUCUCGAUAAAAAUGAUAAAGGUCUUCGUAUUCCACCACCUUUUGCUAUAGCACAUCAAUUGAUUUAUAACUGGCAUUCGACAACACCUAAAAUUUAA